UGAACUCUCACUCCAUCCAGACUGAACCGAAAUUGGGCAAAUCAAAAUGGAUUCGACUUCGAGGAGCGAGGAAAGAUCCGAAAUCGUAUUCUUCGACGUGGAGACGACCCGAGCCAGGCCGGGACUCGUGAUAAUAGAAUUCGGAGCCAUCCUGGUGUGCCGCUCGAAGCUGGUGGAGCUGGAUCACUACGACACCCUGGUCCGACCCACCGAUCACUCGUUCAUCGCCUCAUUUCCCGACCGCUGCAACGGCAUCACCCGCGAUGCCCUCGUUUCCAAGCCGACCUUUCGCGAGAUCGCCGAUCGGGUCUACGACUAUCUCCAAGGACGGAUUUGGGCGGGUCACAAUAUACUGAGGUUUGAUUGUCAUCGCAUAAGGGAGGCGUUUUCAGAUAUUGGUCGGCCAGCGCCGGAGCCAAAGGGCACGAUUGAUACAUUGGCAUUGUUGAAACGGACGUUUGGAAUGAGGGCCGGUGACAUGAAGAUGGCCACUCUUGCGACCUAUUUUGGACUUCCAGAGCAGACCCACAGGAGCCUGGAUGAUGUUCGGAUGAAUCUUGCAGUUCUCAAGUAUUGUGCAACAGUUUUAUUCUUGGAGUCGAGCCUCCCAGACAUAUUCACAGAACGAGAUCCUUUUGACAUGGGCCUGCUAAUAAGUGAAUCCGAAUCCCUUGAACCUGACGACACCAUGGAAGACACCAUGGAGUCUUCUGAGACAUCUUUCACAGCUGAUGUUUCCUACCGUAGCAGUGACUCUUGGGGAUUUUUAGAGCCUGAUGAAGUUUCUAUUUCUGCUAUCGAUGCAUGUUUUAUUCCAUCUUAUCGUGGGAGUCAAAGAAUACAAGUAUUGCACAGAGGUGUCAUUUUGCAGCUUGGUUGUAUGCAUUUGAAAGUGCAACUUGGGUUAAGUACGAAAUUUGUUGAUCGAUUGAGCUUUGUGGUUAACACAUCACAGAGUUUAUGUAAAGUUCUCGAUGAUAUAGUACAGAAGCUAUCCUCAGAUUCUGGUAGCAGCUCUAAAUGGAGGCCUGUUGUGUACAGGAAAGAUGGCUCCGUUAACUACCCUACAGUGAGAUUGCACAUACAAACCGCCAAAGCUGGAGAUCGUGCCCCAUAUGCUACAGAGAUAUAUCAAAAAGAUUCUUCCGGAAUUGAGCAAAGGCUUGUGUUCAGCAAAUUUGACGCGGCAGAGCUUGAUCCCUUGUUCACUCCUGGGACAUUUUUGGACGCAUUCUUUUCCUUGGAUCCAUAUGACUAUCAGCAGAAUGCAGGCAUUCGCCUGGUGGCGAAAAAAUUGAUUAUUUAUUCCAAGUGAUGAGAGAAAAAGAAAUUCGAACUUAUUUAUUUAGGAGGGUCAGGUGUCUUGUGAAUAUGUAAAGGUUCGAUUUUAUGACG
Corylus avellana is the source of this 1395-nucleotide messenger RNA. RefSeq names its product protein NEN1-like. The record is from RefSeq and is a predicted model, not a curated record. Lineage: Eukaryota; Viridiplantae; Streptophyta; Magnoliopsida; Fagales; Betulaceae. Gene Ontology annotation, molecular function: 3'-5' exonuclease activity; nucleic acid binding.